AUGUACAAGACGGCAAAAGGGUUGGACAAGUUUGAGGGGGGACAGACGCCGGAUCUCAAGCUCAACUUUCCGGCGGUCGGUUGGAUCGGCAAGGACGGCAGGUUUGUAACUCUUGGUGCCGUGGGUGUCGUCGGAUUGACGCACAAUUUACCUCGCAAAAAAAGGGAUAGCGAGGGGUUGUAUGGAAACUUCUCCGGGAGACGAGAGCAACGGGAAAAGACGAGGGUCGCACCGAUAUCGCUCUUCACCCUCCUUGGUCCAAAAUUGAAAGAUCCUUCGCUUCUUUCAAAUUUUGAAUAUCGUGGGGAUUCUUCUAGCGUCCAAAAGCAAUGGCCCAUGAACGAUCGUUCAUGGGACGCCCUGCCUCAGCAUCAGCGACCACAGAACCAAACCGUAAAUCGACGAUUACCCAGCAUCCACGGCGACGAAGAAAGGAUCUGUCAAAUUGAUGCGAGAUUCACGUUCGGAAAAAACUCAGGGUUCUUGGCACGAACGGGGCAUCGCGUAUGGGCCUCGAGAAGUGGGGCUGCGUGCGGUGCGGCUCGUGCGGGCGUUGUCAAAGGAGAUGAGGCUUUCGCUACGUACGAUGAAGAGAUCCUCGCAGAACUGACUGCCAUGGCGACCUCGACGGCAUCUCAUCAUAUUCAAACUUUGCAAACCACUCGACACUGCAGGGCUCCAUCCUUCGAGGACAAAAAGGACACUGCUGUUACGAACAGAAAUUUCCACAAUUUGCGAUGCACCAAGCAGAAGCGUCAGGGUCGUGUAACCUUGCAGCCGCGCGCGCGGGAAACUGUGAAAUUAAAACAAUGCCACAAUGGGAGACGGCGGCAGUGGAAACUCAUAUCGAUGGUUGUCAAGUUGUCGAUUACACAGGGCGUCGGCCGACGGUUUUCCCUCGCAUAUUUGGCUGUGACUGCGAAUGUGAUAGCAUCAUGCGCAUGUCAGGAGCUUGCGGUAUUGUUGAUCAUGCAGCAGCUACGACGCGUAGCGCGCGACUUGGAUUUUGUCACCUCUGAAUCUCUGAUCGACAGCGCCCGAGUCACCAACUCCGCUCGGUGCUUGCAGAGUUGCGCCCAGGGCUGGUGUAUACAGAUUAAGUAUUUAACUCCUGAUCAAGUGGUGGUGAUUCGUGAAGCAUCCAAAGGACCCGAACGACGUUGCGACAUCUCGGAGGAUGACUCAAUAAUAAGUCACCCUGAAUCUGAACGUUGGACGAGGAAGAUUGAGGCUGACGGUCAUCACUGA
Fimicolochytrium jonesii is the source of this 1248-nucleotide messenger RNA. RefSeq lists its product as uncharacterized. The record is from RefSeq and is a predicted model, not a curated record. NCBI's taxonomy places the organism in Eukaryota, Fungi, Chytridiomycota, Chytridiomycetes, Spizellomycetales, Powellomycetaceae. Bases 1 to 1248 code for a protein of 415 amino acids. The transcript has 10 exons.